Messenger RNA from Pseudomassariella vexata, 2300 nucleotides. Its product is annotated as CwfJ C-terminus 1-domain-containing protein-like protein. The transcript has a single exon. Gene Ontology annotation, cellular component: post-mRNA release spliceosomal complex. Gene Ontology annotation, biological process: mRNA splicing, via spliceosome. NCBI's taxonomy places the organism in Eukaryota, Fungi, Ascomycota, Sordariomycetes, Amphisphaeriales, Pseudomassariaceae. Bases 125 to 2203 code for a protein of 692 amino acids. The record is from RefSeq and is a predicted model, not a curated record.
GCAUAAGUCCCUAGUGGAAGGUUCGGUUUAUGCAAUAAUCCCUAGCAAUUGUCGUCAUCGCGCAAGAGCGCCUAGCGUACGGUUCUUUUCUCAUCGCGUCCGCAAUCCUCCACCGUUUUCAACAAUGGAUGGUCUAGACGACUUUGAAAAGCAACUCGCUGCCGAAAAGGCUGAGCGAGAACGAGCGGAAGAGCGCAAACACCGUAAACACCGCCAUCAUCACCGAGAACGGUCUGCUGAUCCCGACGGCCGUGGCCAUCGACACCACAGACAAAGAUCACGCGACCGAGACCAUGACGAUGAUGGACACCGACAAAAGCGCUCCAGGCGAUCUCGGGAUGAUGAGGAAGAUUCCAAAGACCACAGGCCUCAUCGUCACCACGGGCGCGAAUCUGGUAGACAUUCCCACUCGAAAACGUCAGACUCCAAGGACGAUCUACCGCUGCCCGAUGAGGAGCUCUCAAAAUCUGACUCUAGAAAGUCGGUUAGAGAUGGCUGGAUGACAGAUCCAUCAGCUCUGGGUGUCGACUACACGCAGCGCGGCGCAAAACGCGAGAAAACGCCACCGCCGAAGCAAGAGCCGCAGCGGUCCAUACAUUCCCGGGAAAUCAAUGUGUCGCACUUGCAAGCUCUGAAUGAUGGAACAUCCGUGGCAAGCAACAACCUUGGCUUGCCAGCGCAACACGAGACAGACUACACCUUUGGCGACGAUGGCUCUCAGUGGCGUAUGACCAACCUCAAAACUGUAAACGACAUCGCAAAGCGGACAGGACGCCCAAUUGACGAGGUGGCCAUGGAGAGAUAUGGCAGUCUGCGAGACUUUGAUGAUGCGAGGGAAGAGAGGUUGGAACUCGAUAGGCGGGCCACCUAUGGCGAGGGGUACGUUGGAAAACAGAAGCCCAGUGGUGAACUGUUCCAAGAGCGAAAACUGGAUGCAGGCAUUCACGAAGAGCGGAGACACUCCGCGUUACCCACAGAGCUCGAACAAGGAAGGAUUAUUCCAGAUGCCGUAUCAGGUGCUCCUGCCAUCCGAGUAGACCAGACAACGCUGAACAAGAUGAGAGCAAACUUGAUGAAGGCGAAGCUACGGAAAGCUCCAGAUGCCGCUAAACUUGAAGCUGAGUAUAACGAAGCAGCCGCAGCAUUUGCAGUCAAGGGCCCCGAAGCAGUUGUCUUGAACGUCAUGGAAAACCGUCUAUUAGCUGGCCAACGUGGGGAAGCGAAGGCUGUGGAGACAAAGCGUGGCCGUCAACGAGGACACAUGGAAGAAAACGACGAGAUGACCAUUGAAGAUAUGGUUCGGGAGGAACGGCGAACGCGAGGCCAGACGGGAGGGGAUGGUCUACGACUUGCAGAACGCAUCGCCAAGGAUGGCAAAUUUGACAAUGACUUGGAGUAUAUGGACGAGAAUGCCGAGAAGCUUGCAAGGCGAGUUCAAAAGUCCGAGAUCAACUUGAAAAACAUGGCAGUCAACGAAUUUCAAAAGGUGAAUAAAAUCCUCGACAGCUGUCAGUUGUGUUAUCAUGAGGACCGAAAUCAGCAGCCCGUUGCUCCGGUUGUAUCCCUUGGCACGAGGGUGUAUCUCACGUUGCCGACGGAGCCAGAAAUCAGCGAUGGAGGUGCCGUCAUCGUUCCCCUCCAACAUCGAAAGAACCUCCUCGAAUGCGACGAUGACGAGUGGGAAGAGAUCCGCAAUUUCAUGAAGAGUUUGACACGCAUGUAUCAUGAUCAGGGCCGGGAGGUCAUCUUCUAUGAGAAUGCGGCUGCACCUCAAAGGCACAUGCACGCCGCGAUGCAAGCGGUUCCAAUUCCAUAUGAUCUCGGCGACACAGCACCGGCAUUCUUCAAAGAAGCCAUGCUUUCUGCUGAUGAGGAGUGGUCGCAACACAAGAAGAUUAUUGACACGGGGGCCAAAGCCAGGAGUGGCCUGGGUAAAAUGGCUUUCAGAAGGUCAAUUGCAAAGGAGGCGCCAUAUUUCCAUGCCUGGUUUACCAUCGAUGGAGGCCUGGGCCAUGUGGUUGAAGACAGCAACCGCUGGCCUAGGGGCGAUCUCUUCGCAAGGGAAAUCAUUGGGGGUAUGUUGGAUAUUGGGCCUGAUGUGAUCAAAAGGCAGGGCCGCUGGCACAAAGGUGACAGGAGGGAGGAUGGCUUCAAGAAGAGGUGGAGGAAGUUUGACUGGACUAGAGUCUUAACUGACGAAUAGUAAUAGGGGCAUUUGCUGCCCCAUCGGCAGGUUCCAGUCUUGGCGAAAAUGUAUAUCCCAGCAGAAUAGGAAGACACCCUCAAUGAUACCAUUAUGG